AAAGUGGAGAAGCAUAAGCCACAAAGAGAGAUGGGAGUGACAAAGGAGCAAGUUGAAUCUUCAUUGACUUCGAAAUUGAACCCUUCUCAUCUUAUGUCUCUGGUUAUUAUAUAUGAAUUGCUAUUGGCGAACCGUCUGAACAUUGCUUGGCAAUCUCUUUGCAUAAUCUGCAAAUUUCCUUCCAUGAAAAUGAUGCAAUGAUGAUUUGUAACUGGCCUGAAUAUUCUUCAGGGUUCUCAAGAUGUGUUUCUAUUCAGAGCACAUGUUCACUUGAUGCUACUUUCAUGUCAACUAAUUCUUUUACUUUUGUUUUUCGGGAGGUAAUCGAUACAUCCGGAGGGUAAGUUCCCUAUGAACAAAUUUAGAACAUGUUUGGUGAAGCUUGUAAGUGCUUCAGUUUUUUUAUACUAUUCAUGUUUUUUAAGUUUAAAUUUAUCUCUUAAAAACUUACAUUUUUUAACUUUUUUUUUAACCUUAAAAAAACCUUAAAUAGUGAAUUUUGAAAAUUUUAAAAUUUUAAAACUUUUUACUUUUUAUAAAUUUCAUUUUUGCUCAUUUCUUACUUACUUUUUAUUAUUUUUAAAAACAAUUUUUAAAUUUUCUUUCCAAUAAAAAUUUAAACUUAUAACUCAUAAAUAGUACUAAAAAAGUAAAAACUCAAAAAAACUCCACCAAACAAGCCUUUAGUUUGAAUUUUGUUUUGAUCCAGUCGUCUAUUCUUCCAACUGAUUAUUUUCUACAAAGAAUUUUGUAUCUUGAUCAGGUGUGGGGCAGGUUUUGCAAUUGAGAUUGUAUCUGAACAAUUUGAAGGGAAAAGGCUGCUGGAGAGGCAUCGCAUGGUGAAUGGUGCUCCUGAAGAAGGGAUGAAGCAAAUCCAUGCUCUCUCCAUAAAGAAAGCUCUUACCUCUGAGCAGUGGGAACAACAGCAAGAGUCAGAAAAAUCUAAAUCAGAUGCUUAAACAGUCAAAACACUUGAACUUGUGUUAAUGUUUAGAUUUUGAACUUUGAGUAUGGGAAGAAUUACCCUUCUUGGAACUAUAUUAUAGUGCAUGCCAUGUGGAUUGUAUAAGAUGGCUUUAAUAUUGCCAACAAUAUGUUGCUAUAGUCCGCAGCCCAACAAUUUUAAAAUUAUAUACUAGCCAUGAGAACUGAACUCAAAUUAAUUGAAAUCGAAAUA
Messenger RNA from Rubroshorea leprosula, 1177 nucleotides. NCBI's taxonomy places the organism in Eukaryota, Viridiplantae, Streptophyta, Magnoliopsida, Malvales, Dipterocarpaceae. The record is from the annotation of a GenBank genome assembly.